This is a messenger RNA of Populus trichocarpa (black cottonwood), 2473 nucleotides long. RefSeq lists its product as uncharacterized. Lineage: Eukaryota; Viridiplantae; Streptophyta; Magnoliopsida; Malpighiales; Salicaceae. The transcript is spliced from 11 exons. Gene Ontology annotation, molecular function: catalytic activity. The record is from RefSeq and is a predicted model, not a curated record. The coding region runs from base 143 to 1225 and encodes 360 amino acids.
AUACGUUUAAGACACGUCCCUUGGUUUGUCGUCUCCCUCCCCUUUUCUGUUUCUGCCUACCUCCUUCCAUUUCGAAGUUUGAAGAAAUAACUUCUGGGUUUUAAUUUUCGAGCAUUUGUUUUAGCUUUCAAGAGUUUACAUUAUGAACACCGCUCUUAAGCUGGGGUCUCUACCCGUAAUGGGAAUCAAUAUGACCAAGAACUAUGGAAGUUUGAAGGCUAGUAAAGUUAAAGUUUUUGCUGUUGAUGGAGCUGGUGAUGCUGAGUUUCCUUCAUUUCUUCCAAAAGAGGUAGAGAAAAUCAAAGACCCAUUUGCUAGAUCUUUGUCUAAAAGAAUGAAGAGGUUACCUGUGCAGAUUGGAAUGUCAGAAAGUUGUAUCAUGAGCAGUUGUGUUAAACCACUGAGACAAAGUAACAAAACCAGUCCAGUGGUUCUUCUUCAUUGCUUUGACAGUUCUUGUUUAGAAUGGAGAUGCACGUAUCCCUUACUUGAGGAGGCUGGUUUGGAAGCUUGGGCUGUUGAUGUUCUUGGGUGGGGCUUUUCUGAUUUAGAAACUCGGCCACCAUGUGACGUAGCAUCCAAGCGUCAUCACCUUUAUCAGCUUUGGAAGUCUUACAUCAAAAGGCCAAUGAUAUUAGUUGGACCAAGUCUUGGCGCAUCUGUUGCAAUUGAUUUUACAGUGCAUUAUCCAGAAGCUGUUGAAAAGCUGGUUUUGAUCAACCCAAGUGUGUAUGCUGAAGGCACGGGAAAUCUUGCGAAGUUACCAGAAUUGGUAGCCUAUGCUGGGGUUUCUUUCUUAAAGAGUCUCCCAUUACGCUUUUAUGCAAAUAUGGUGGCCUUCAAUGGCAUUCCAUUCUUUACAAUCUUGGACUGGACUUGUGUUGGCCGGUUACAUUGUUUGCUACCAUGGUGGAAAGAUGCAACUGUCAGUUUUAUGUUGAGUGGGGGCUACAAUGUUAUUUCCCAGAUAAAACAGGUAAAGCACAAAACCCUUAUCAUAUGUGGCCAGCACGAUCAGAUUGUGAGCUACCAGCAUGUAGUGAAAUUGCACUCUGAACUAUCCAAUGCAAUUAUUCGAGAAGUAUCUGAUUCUGGCCAUCUUCCUCACGUGGAUAAUCCCAAAUGUGUUGCCAAAUUGAUUGCUGAUUUUGCUCAAGGUGACGCUGAUGUUAAUGCCAAGAGCCAAUUCUGUUUGGCUCAGUUAACGGCUUUACCUAGACAGUAAGGCUCAUGGCAGGGGCAUGUAAUGAAAUGAUUACCCUCAGAUCUUGUUUUAUGCAUAAAAAUUACCUAGGCUGGGGUCUUCUACACGAUGCCAACAGCCUCUGAGUGCAAGUAUUUAAUAGUGAAUAUGUUUCUACAGGCAUAUCCAUUUUUCUAUGACUGCUAAGUUGUCUUCAUCGCCUUUUGGAAAGCUACAUGGCAGGGUUUAGCAUGCCCUUGAAGGAAUUCAGUGGAUUCUGGGAAAUGGGAGUCGUCAAAUUUUGGUAUGAUCAAUAUAGGUGGAUGGAGUUGCAGGAUUCCUCCUCUUUUAGAAGUUGAUCAAAAGGAUUGGAGCAUGUUAGAUUGUUUUCUCCCUGAGGAAAUAUGUCUAGGAUUGCUACGAUGCUAUUUCAACUCUGGCGAUGCUGGUAUGGAUCAUGUUAAAUGGGACUUCACGUCGAACGACUAAUUUGCUACGCAAUCUGCCCGUGAACUUGGCCUGGUAAAAGGAAGAUAUGGUCUUCGGUGUGGAGUUGGGAAGGUCCUCAAAGAGUGAAGACCAGUCGGUUUUCAUUGAAACUUGACCGACUCCCUCUGCUACAUGAACUGUCCUCGUAUGGGGGGAAGUAUUUUGCAUGUUUUGCUAGAUUGCUGGUAGGCUAAUGGAUUCCAUGACCAUCUGACUGUCAAAGCUGAGAAUCACUUUAAAAUGCCAGGAAGCUGUUUAGUCAUCGAACAAUCGCGGAGUAUCACGAGUCAUAGAAGGGAAUUCCUAACAAGGAGAGAUGGAAAGAGAGGUUCCCUUGCAACAUAGUAUGGGUUUUAGUGAAAUUGCAUCAACAAUUUCCACCAUUUUCUCUGCAAUGAAGGCUGACUACGCGGCUGUAGGCAUCGAAAACUGGUAAAACAGGGGCUCUAGCGAUGGAUCGGACAAGACAAUGAGCUCUCAAUUUAUCCAUUUGGAUAACUAAUUAUUAAAAUCAGCCAAAUGAAAAACAUAAAAUGGACAAUCUUCUAUCAAUGCCUAUCCCCAUUGUCCUAAAUAAAAUAAUUUUACAAAAUCACAACCCAACAAGAAAUCCAAAUAAACUACUUCUAAAGUACCAUCCCAAUUGCUAAAAGAUACAGGUACACAAAUGUGUAACACAGUCCAACGUGGACUGACAUGUCAAAGAAAAAUGUGGUGGCAACGGUUUUAAGUGCGAGAGUGUAAUACCCAUAUUCUUAUCCCAUGGAAUUCAAAGUUGAGUCCAAACUUAGAUAUUUAAAG